AAGCCCGAGCAGUUAGUUAAAAUGUCAAAUUUAACACACACUGCGGAUGCACCACGUUUCAGGAGAUAUAUACACAACUGACUAUCAAACAAACCCCCCUUUUAUAUCCACACACAGAGAGAGAGAGAUACAGAGAGACACUACAGAGAGAGAGAGAGAUGGCGAGCUCGGUUGAGAAGAAAGAAGAAGCUGUUUACAAGGAGCUUCCCGCACCUGCUGGCUGGCUUAAAAAGUUCAUGCCCAAGCAAGGAGGGGCACGGAAGAAGAAUGAAAUCAUAUUCACUGCCCCAACAGGUGAGGAAAUUUCUAACAAGAAGCAGCUGGAUCAGUAUCUUAAAUCACACCCUGGUGGUCCAAUGAUAUCCGAGUUCAAUUGGGGAACAGUCGAAACACCUAGAAGAUCAGCAAGAUUCACUGAAAAGGCAAAAGCAGCCCCAUCACCAGAAAGUGAUCCACCAGCGAAGAGGAGCAGAAAAUCCUCCACUGCAGAUGAUGAAAAAGAGAAAGAGAUUGCUUUUGAGAAGAAUUUGGUGAAUGAAGUUCAAAUGGAAGAAGCAGAAAAAAUUGAGAAAGAAGCUGUAGCAGAGCAAGAUGAAGUGCAGGAUCUUGACAAGGCUGGUCAUGAGGACAAAACUGAUGAAACCCAAUAUACAACAAAGGGAGUUGAAAAGGACACUCAAGAUGAAAUACAAGACACUGAUGACAAAAUGGUGCAUGCUAGUACUGAAGAUAUCAAACAACCUGAAGAUCCUGGAUGUGGCAAGAAGACUGAAGCAGAGAUACCUGUCACCAGUGAAAUAUCCAAAACUAAUGAAGUACAAAUGCAAGAAGCGCGGUUUCAAGCAGCAGCGGAGAAAUCACCAAUCGAGGCACAAUUUCAAGCCACAGUGGAGAAAAUGCCUUCUGAGGAACAAUUUCAAGCAGCAGUAGAGAAAACACCAAUUGAGGAACAAUUUCAAGUAGAAGUGGAGAAAACACCAAUUGAAGCACCAUUUCAAGCAGCAGUGGAGAAAACACCAUUGGAGGCACACACAGAGGCUGGCACCAGGGAACAGGGAAAACAGGACACCAUCUCAAAGGAAAAUAUUGAGCACACUGACUAUGGCUCUAAAACUGCAGAACAAAGUGAUGUAGUGAGCAAGGGUGAUGAGGGACAAAUGGCUGGGAAUGGCAUCAAUGGCAAAGCCAUAUGAGUGAAGACCUGAGUAUUCACAUUCGAUUAGGCUAUUGACUGUAGCUUCCUUGUUCUAAUGAUAGAUUUUUAAUGUUUGUGGGAAUAUCUUUAUGUAAAGUCGACAACUAGGCCUUUCAUUGUUGCAAACAAUUUAAGCAUCAGUGAAUGUUUAGUCUGAAUUUAUAUUGCCUGUCACUGACUAGAAGUUAUACAAGUAAUUGAUCAUGUGUUCACUUCUUUGA
This is a messenger RNA of Daucus carota subsp. sativus, 1416 nucleotides long. Its product is annotated as methyl-CpG-binding domain-containing protein 11. Lineage: Eukaryota; Viridiplantae; Streptophyta; Magnoliopsida; Apiales; Apiaceae. Bases 159 to 1193 code for a protein of 344 amino acids. The record is from RefSeq and is a predicted model, not a curated record. Gene Ontology annotation, molecular function: DNA binding. The transcript has 2 exons.